AUGCCUGUCUCUGCCUCCCUCCGCCAAGAUGGCAGCCAGGAGCGACCUGUGAGCCUGACCUCCACUACCUCCUCGUCAGGCUCCUCCCGGGACAGCCGUGGGGCCAUGGAAGAGCCUAAUGGUUCUGAGGCUUCAGCCACGAAUGGGGCAGGCUCGGCACGCCGGCAGCCUCCCAACAGCAACAACAACUCCAGCAGUUGGCUGAACAUGAAGGGGCCUCUCUCUCCAUUCAACAGCCGGUCUGCAGCAGGGCUCAAGCUCAGCUACCUGGGCCGCGUGGUGCGGGAGAUUGUGGAAACGGAGCGGAUGUAUGUGCAGGAUCUUCGAAGCAUCGUUGAGAGCCAAGAGUUUGAUAUCUACACCCAGUAUUGCAACAACUACCCCAACUCAGUGGCCGCCCUGACAGAGUGCAUGCGGGACAAGCAGCAGGCCACGUUCUUCCAGGACCGGCAGGAGUUGCUAAAGCACUCGCUGCCCUUGGGUUCUUACCUGUUGAAGCCAGUCCAGCGCAUCCUCAAGUACCACCUGCUGCUCCAGGAAAUUGCCAAACAUUUUGAUGAAGAAGAGGAUGGCUUUGAGGUGGUGGAGGAUGCCAUUGAUACCAUGACCUGUGUGGCUUGGUACAUCAACGACAUGAAGAGGAGGCACGAGCACGCAGUCAGGCUGCAGGAGAUUCAGUCACUCCUCAUCAACCGGAAGGGCCCAGACCUGACCAUCUACGGGGAGCUUGUCCUGGAGGGCACGUUCCGCGUGCACCGUGUGCGCAAUGAGAGGACCUUCUUCCUCUUUGACAAAGCCCUGCUCAUCACCAAGAAGCGGGGCGACCACUUUGUCUAUAAGGGUCACAUCCCGUGCUCCUCCUUGAUGCUGAUCGAAAGCACCAGAGACUCACUGUGUUUCACUGUCACCCACUACAAACACAGCAAGCAGCAAUACAGCAUCCAGGCCAAAACCGUGGAGGAGAAACGGAACUGGACCCAUCACAUCAAGAGGCUCAUCCUUGAGAACCACCAUGCCACCAUCCCCCAGAAGGCCAAGGAGGCCAUCUUGGAAAUGGAUUCCUAUUAUCCCAACCGGUAUCGCUACAGCCCAGAGCGGCUGAAGAAAGCUUGGUCCUCCCAGGACGAAGUGUCCACCCAUGUGCGCCAAGGACGCCGGCAGUCUGAGCCGGCCAGACACCUGCUCAGGCAACUCAGUGAGAAAGCUCGAGCGGCAGGAAUGAAGGGGAAGGGGCGCCGGGAGUCUGAAGGCUCCAAGGGCUGCAGAAGGCACAGUGGCCGGUCUUCAACCAGCCCUGAGAAGCGCAUGAGCUUUGAGUCAGUGUCUUCCCUGCCGGAGGUUGAGCCAGAGCCUCAGCCUGGGACAGAGGAGGUAUUUGCUGCCGUGGAGGGUCCCAGCACCGAGGAGAUGCCCUCUGACACUGAGUCUCCAGAAGUUCUGGAAACACAGCUUGAUGCCCACCAGGGACUGCUGGAGGUGGACCAUGUGGGUGACAUAGUGGACUUUGUGGUGGCUGAGAGCUCCGAGGACCUUAAAGCCCUGAGCAGUGAGGAGGAGGAGGACAUGGGGGCCUCUCAGGAGCCCAUGAGCCUCCUGCCACCUUCUGUGCUAGACCAGGCCAGCGUCAUUGCUGAGCGUUUUGCCAGCAGCUUCUCUCGGCGGAGCAGCCUGGCUCUAGAUGAUGGCAAGUCUAGUGGCCUCACGACCCCGCAGCUGGCCAGUCGCAGCAGCAGCAUGCUCAGUCUUGAGGGCAGUGAGAAGGGCCCGGUCCGGUGUGGCAGCACCACAGACUCAUUCAGCUCCCAGCUUCCCCCAGAAGAUGUCAGUUUGGGGGUGGCUGCAGAGAGCAGCCCAUCCAUCAAUGGAACAGAGCCCCCAAGUCCAGGCUGCCCAGCUGAGCCUGAUCGGACUCCUUGCAAGAAGAAGGAAUCUUUGCUGUCCACUCGAGACCGGCUAUUGCUGGACAGAAUCAAGAGCUACUAUGAAAACGCAGAACACCAUGAUGCGGGUUUUAGUGUUCGGCGCCGGGAGAGCCUCUCCUAUAUUCCCAAAGGGCUGGUGAGAAAUUCCGUCUCCAGGUUCAAUAGUCUUCCCAGGCCGGACCCAGAGCCCAUGGUUCCGCUGGGGCACAAAAGACAGGCAGGGUCCCGACCAGCUUCAUGGGCCCCAUUUGACCUCUCAGGACCAGGCCAGGCAGGCACUGGGGAUCCAGCCCCUAUCACAGAUGCUGAGUUCCGUCCGUCGUCGGAAAUUGUGAAGAUGUGGGAGCGCAUGGAGUCUCCAGUGGGGAGCCCUCGGCGGGGCCAGGGCCAGGGCCAGGGCCAGGGCCAGGGCCAGGGCCAGGGCCAGGACCAGGAGAAUGGCUUUGACCUUCACGAACCGCUCUUCAUCUUGGAGGAGCACGAGCUGGGGGCCAUCAUGGAGGAGUCUGCCACAGCCUCCCCAGAGAGCGCCUCCCCCACAGAGCGGCCCAACCCUGCCCAUCUGGCCCGGGAGCUGAAGGAGCUGGUGAAAGAGCUGAACAGCAAUGGCCAAGGGGAACUGGUGACCCCCUUGCACCCCCGCAUUGUGCAGCUGUCCCACAUGAUGGACAGCCAAGUGAGUGAACGUGUCAAGAACAAGGUCUACCAGCUGGCCCGUCAGUACAGCCUUCGGAUCAAGAGCAAUAAGUCAGGGAUGGCCAGGCCACCACUGCAGUGGGAGAAGACAGUUCCAGAGAGGAACGGGAAGAGCUCCACCAUUCCCUGUCUGCAGGAGGAAGCUCAAGAGCCACUGGGUGGCAAAGGUAAGAGAAAGCCCAUGCUGUCCCUCCUCAGCUGUGAGCAGACGAUGGUCCAGGAACACAGCCCCCUCAAGCCCAGCUCGGCCAGGGAGACGUCACCACGGCGUUUCUCCUUCAGCCCCCCUGCUACCAGCCCCAGGAUCCCCUCGCCUGGAUCCCGGUCCUCUGCCCGGAGCCCCCUCAGCCCCUUCGACACCGAGACCUUCAACUGGCCUGAUGUCCGAGAGCUGCGCUCCAAGUAUGCCUCCCUUGAUGAGGCACUCCCGGCCGAGGGCAGCCGGCCCUGCAGCCUGCCUGUCAACCGGAGCCGCUCUGUGCCCGAGAACAUGAUGGAGCCCCCGCUGCCAGGCCGGGUGAGCCGCUGCUGCAGCCUGAGUACCCCGAGGGGCCGUGGAGGUGGGGAAGCCACCCAGCCCCAGCCUCCUGGGUCAUUGCUCCAAGGUGGGAUGCAUGGAGACGAGGGCUUGUACGUCACUGCAGACCUCACCCUGGAGAACAACCAGCGGGUGAUUGUCAUGGAGAAGGGGUCCAGGCAUGAUGGACUAGAGGAGGACAGUGGGGAGGGACCAGGUGGAGAGGGUCAGGGCCAGGAUUUGCAGGCAUCUGCAGAGUGUCAGCUGAAGACAGAUGAGGGGCCCAGAGACCUCAUGGACCAAAGCCAACAAGGCAGAGUGAAAAACCUGAGGGAGAAAUUCCAGGCCUUGAACUCCGUAGGCUGA
Chrysochloris asiatica (Cape golden mole) is the source of this 3501-nucleotide messenger RNA. It is a transcript of the gene PLEKHG3, whose product is annotated as pleckstrin homology domain containing, family G (with RhoGef domain) member 3. Bases 1 to 3501 code for a protein of 1166 amino acids. The record is from RefSeq and is a predicted model, not a curated record. NCBI's taxonomy places the organism in Eukaryota, Metazoa, Chordata, Mammalia, Afrosoricida, Chrysochloridae. Gene Ontology annotation, molecular function: guanyl-nucleotide exchange factor activity. The transcript is spliced from 14 exons.